Molecule: messenger RNA, 1080 nt
Organism: Gastrolobium bilobum
Lineage: Eukaryota; Viridiplantae; Streptophyta; Magnoliopsida; Fabales; Fabaceae
Product: ankyrin repeat-containing protein ITN1-like
Exons: 4
Coding region: 1-1080 (359 amino acids)
Molecular function (GO): protein binding
Source: RefSeq, a predicted model, not a curated record
AUGGAAGCUAAAAGUGUUGCAUCCAACGGAAUAGUUCACGAAGUACUCACAAAAGACAACUACAAAAGAUGGAAGACUCUUAUGAAAAACUAUCUGCUGGGGCAGGAUCUCUGGGUCGUGGUCGAGAAUGCUUCUGAAGUUGCGGAUGAGGUUUCGAGGAGGAUGAACAAUGCGAAGGCAUUGCAUAUCAUUCAACUAUCAUGUGGACCAGGGAUUCUUGAUGAGAUUAGUCAUUUUGAAACAGCCAAAGAAGCCUGGAAUUACUUGAGCGCGCAAUACGGCAAAGAGUUAAAAGCUAAGCGAGACACUGAGCAAGCCAAAGAAGCCUGGGUUCACUUGAGCGCGCGAUACGGCAGAGAGUUAAAAGCCACCCCCGAUAUUGAGCAAGGUUUGUUAAUGGACGAUAGUCUUCGUGAGUGUAAAGAGCUACACAGGCAAGUGGAGGGAGGCAAUUGGGAUGCUGCAUAUUUAUCCAUAUCUGAAGACAGGGAGGCCAUAUUCUCAGCCUCGGCUUCAGGUAGGACGGUUCUUCACGUUGCAGUAAUUGCUGGGCAUGUGAAAAUUGUUGACAAGUUAGUCAAAUUGGGGAAAGACAAAUUAGUAGAAAUGAAAGACAAAGAGGGUUACACAGCUCUUGCUCUUGCUGCUCAUUAUACUGGAAACACCAAGAUAGCAAAGUGCAUGGUUGAGAAGGAAGGUGGGGUCCGCGAGGACCUGCUAGCCAUGGAGAACAAACACCGUGAAAUCCCUGUUCUUCUUGCGGCUGCUAACGGACACAAAGAAAUGACUCGCUAUCUUUACUCCAAAACUCCCCGGGAAGUAUUGGACGGAGAAGAUUCCCGCAAUCGACUGUUGCUGUUGUCACGAUGUAUCACUGCGGACAUAUUCGAUGUGGCUUUGAGAUUACUCCAACGUUACCCACAAUUGGCCAGAGAAUCCUUAUUAUCCGAUGAAUGCUCAGCCUUACAUGCAUUGGCCAAUAUGCCUUCUGCAUUCCCAAGUGGGCGCCACCGAUCUGAACUACUUCAUCAACACUAUUACCGUAGUAAGUUGUCACACUUAUUCUUUCUCUCGUGUUAA